CAGAAGAUUGUGGGUUCGAUCCCCACCGAGACCUGUUUUUUUUUCUUUGGCUUGUUCAAAGUUGAAACUCCUGCAGCAUUUUAACGGUGUAGGGAGUGCUUUCAUAUACAGGUUAGAGCUAACAUAGAACCUCGCCAACACUUCAAACAUGUCUCCCUUUUUGGGCAAUUACUCUAGGAUGUCACUAACAGAAUUUAUAUUAACGGACAAAGCUCCCAGAUGUGUUGUUGUGGUUGCCCCCUUCCAUAUUUGCCGCUAGUUUUAAUUUACAGCGGGGGUUCAGCGCAUCACCACCUCAAACUUACAGCAGGCGCCAUAUCCGCUGGCCCUCCGGCACCCACUUUUGGCGCCCGGGGACGCAACGUCAUAGAGCCGCAAUCCUACCUUUCGCCCUCAACACGCCUCGCUUGGCCACCGGAGGUAUUUUAGCAACCGGAAACUGCGUACGGCGUCCAUUUCACCGUUUACAUCGUUCGUUCAAUAUAUCUGUAGCCGACGUCGGCACUCUGCGAACGUAUAUAUCUUCACAACGGCGCGCCUCCACCACCACAAAGCCCAGAGCAAACCAUUCAUCAAUUACGUUGCUAUGGCUUCCACCAUGAACUCCCUCCGACCAUCACAUAGAGCCAUGUUGCUCCUUAGAGUUACCACAGGCCGCACUUCCAUGCUGGCUAGCCGACCUCGACGCGGCUUCUCAACAACCGCCGUCUUCUUCAGCGCCACAACAUCACGACCCAAGUCCAAAGUAUACAGCUCGGCCGACGAAGCCAUCACAGAUAUCAAGAGCGGUUCAACGCUGCUGAGCUCAGGGUUCGGACUAUGUGGUGUCGCAGAGACGUUAAUCGAGGCUCUUGUCAAUCGCGGCAAAGGCUCAAUUAAUUCACUGACGGCCGUGUCAAACAAUGCUGGUAUCGAGGGCAAGGGCGGAUUAUCCCUGCUUGUCGAGGCCGGACAAGUCGACCGACUGGUCCUCUCGUUUCUUGGCAACAACAAAUUUCUCGAAAAGAAGUAUCUCACAGGCUCAUUGGCUGUCGAGCUCUGCCCGCAGGGUUCGCUUGCUGAGCGACUCCGCGCUGCUGGUGCAGGCAUCCCCGCAUUCUUUACUCCCACUGGUGUUCGUACACUGGUUCAGGAUGGCGAGAUUCCUAUCCGCUUGGACUCCUCGGGUGCUGUAGUAGAAAAGGGCCGAAAGCGAGAGGUCCGCGAAUUCGACGGCAAGCAGUAUCUCAUGGAGACGUCACUCCCCGGAGACGUGGCUAUUCUCCGCGUGUGGAAGGCCGACAAGGCCGGUAACUGCGUUUUCAGAUAUACAACAAAGGCAUACGGCCCCCUCAUGGCCAAAGCCGCCAAGCUCACCAUUGUCGAGGCAGAAAACAUUGUCGAAAUUGGCGAAAUUCAUCCCGACGAAGUCGACCUUCCUGGUAUCUACGUUGACCGCGUGGUCCCUGCAACGGCCGAGAAGAAGAUUGAAGUCUUGCAGCUCCGAGACCCCGAGGCGGAAAGCAAAGGCGGCAAGGCCAAGUCGGCCGAUCAGCUGCGUCGCGAGCGUAUCGGCAAGAGAGCAUCCCACGAGCUCCAGGAGGGAUACUAUGUCAACCUCGGCGUUGGAAUCCCUACUCUUGCCGCAACCUACGUUCCCGAAGGAAGAACUGUCUGGCUCCAGAGCGAGAACGGCAUGCUUGGAAUGGGACCCUUCCCUACCAAGGACCAAGUCGAUGCCGAUAUUGUCAAUGCUGGAAAAGCUACAGUGACUGUUCUCCCGGGUGGCUCAUGCUUUGACUCUUCAGAGUCGUUUGGCAUGAUUCGCGGUGGACACGUCGAUGUCUCUAUUCUCGGUGCCCUGCAAGUUGCUGCCAAUGGUGACCUUGCCAACUACAUGAUUCCUGGCAAGGUUUUCAAGGGUAUGGGCGGCGCCAUGGAUCUCGUUGCCAACCCUGAAAACACCAAGAUUGUUGUUGCCACGGAGCAUGUUGCCAAGGACGGAUCGUCCAAGAUUGUUCAAGACUGCAACCUUCCAUUGACUGGCGCCCGUGUCGUCAGCACCAUCAUCACCGACCUUUGCGUCUUCCAGGUCGAUCGCAAGAACGGUGGCCUCACGCUGACUGAACUCGCUGAGGGAGUCACUGUUGACGAAGUCAAGAGCAAGACGGAUGCCAAGUUUGAGGUAUCCAAGGACUUGAAGGAGAUGCUACAGUAAAGAAACCUUUGUAUAAAUUCCUAUAGACAGCCGUAAACCAUGUACCUAAUUAUUCACAACCUGCAC
This is a messenger RNA of [Torrubiella] hemipterigena, 2263 nucleotides long. Lineage: Eukaryota; Fungi; Ascomycota; Sordariomycetes; Hypocreales; Clavicipitaceae. The record is from the annotation of a GenBank genome assembly.